Molecule: messenger RNA, 1227 nt
Organism: Parnassius apollo (apollo)
Lineage: Eukaryota; Metazoa; Arthropoda; Insecta; Lepidoptera; Papilionidae
Source: the annotation of a GenBank genome assembly
UUGGACGGCUGGGAUCUGAAGGCCCUCGCGAAUGCAUACGUCGCUGUGGAAUCUUGGGGCAGGUCGCCAGUGUCGGCGCUGAACGAACUGGGCGUUCGAGUCCGUUAUACACUAGUGGAGCAGAGUGGACCAGCACACUGUCCGAGCUUCACCGUUGUCAUCACUGUGGCGGACAUGCGGUCAGAGGGCAGGGGCCACAGCAAGCGGGAGGCUCGAGCCGCGGCGGCUCGCGCCUCCCUGGUAGCGCUGCUGACGCGCGUGGACGGCAUGCAGCCGGCGGCGCUGCUGAAGCGCGCGGACGACAUGCAGCCGGCGGCGUUGCUGACGCGCGCGGACGGCAUACAGCCGGCGGCGUUGCUGACGCGCGCGGACGGCAUGCAGCCGGCGGCGCUGCUGACGCGCGCGGACGGCAUGCAGCCGGCGGCGCUGCUGACGCGCGCGGACGGCAUGCAGCCGGCAGCGCUGCUGACGCGCGCGGGCGACAUGCAGCCGGCGGCGUUGCUGACGCGCGCGGACGGCAAUCAGCCGGCGGCGCUGCUGAGGCGCGCGUACGCCAUGCAGCCGGCGGCGCUGCCGACGCGCGCGGACAUCAUGCAGCCGGCGGCGCUGCUGACGCGCGCGGACAUCAUGCAGCCGGCGGCGCUACUGACGCGCGCAGACGGCAUGCAGCCGGCGGCGUUGCUGAAGCGCGCGGAGAGAAUGCAGCCGACGGCUCUGCUGACGCGCGCGGACGACAUGCAGCCGACGGCUCUGCUGACGCGCGCGGACGACAUGCAGCCGGCGGCGCUGCUGAAGAGCGCGGACGACAUGCAGCCGGCGGCGCCGACCCACCAGGACACCAGCGACGAGCCGCCCGAGGGACAAGAUGCAUUGGACAUUUGGAAUCUGAAGGCCCUCGCGAAUGCAUACGUCGCUGUGGAAUCUUGGGGCAGGUCGCCAGUGUCGGCGCUGAACGAACUGGGCGUUCGAGUCCGUUAUACACUAGUGGAGCAGAGCGGACCAGCACACUUUCCGAGCUUCACCGUUGUCGUCACUGUGGCGGACAUGCGGUCAGAGAGCAGGGGCCACAGCAAGCGGGAGGCUCGAGCCGCGGCGGCUCGCGCCUGCUUGGUAGCGCUGCUGACGCGCGCGGACGGCAUACAUCCGGCGGCGCUGCUGAAGCGCGCGGACGACAUGCAGCCGGCGGCGUUGCUGACGCGCGCGGACGGCAUACAGCCAGCGGCGUAG